UAGCGUAUAAAGUAUGGUUUCCCUUAGGGAUAACUUUCUUCUCAAGGCAUCGCAGACUAUUCGAUCCGCAGGGGAAGGAGAAUCGCCAACCAUGCGAGUAACUAGCCGCGUCUAUCUCUUCGGAGAUCAGACCGGUGAGUUCGAGACCGGACUUCGCCAGCUCUUGCAGGCGAAGAACAACAGUCUUCUAACGUCUUUUUUCGAGAGAUGCUUCUAUGCUUUGCGGCAAGAAGUAUCCAGGUUGCCUCCAUCACAGAGACAAAUCUUCCCUCGGUUCACGAGCAUCGUGGAUUUGCUAGCAAGACAUCGGGAGUUUGGACCUAAUCCAGCUCUUGAGAGUGCCCUCACAUGCAUCUAUCACUUCGCAUGCUUCAUCAAUCACUAUGGAGACGGAGGACAUGCCUAUCCCUCAGCAUCAGAAAGCCAUAUAAUAGGUCUGUGUACCGGGCUGCUGGCGUCUGCUGCUGUCAGCUCCUCCCGCACCGUGGGAGAGCUGAUUCCUGCUGCUAUCGAAACAGUUACGGUGUCUCUGAGACUCGGACUGUGUGUCUUAAGGACAAGAGAUCUCAUUGACCGCAGCUAUGAAAAGUCACAAAGCUGGUCAAUGGUAGUCUCCGGGCUCAACGAGGAGGAAGUUGGCGCACUCAUUCAUGGAUUUUGCCAGCGAAAGUCUAUUUCUCCUUCGUCUCGGCCUUAUAUCAGUGCUGUGAAUACCCACAGUUUGACUAUCAGUGCUCCUCCAUCCAUCCUGCAGGAGUUUACGAAUGUCUGUCUAUCCAAGGAGAACAGGCCCGUGAGAGUUCCAGUUCAUGCUCCUUAUCAUGCUCCCCAUCUCUAUGAUCGGCGGGAUGUGACCAGUAUCCUGGAGUCAUGGCCGAAGGAAGAGCUUGCGAAUUAUACUCCACGGAUUCCUGUCUUGUCCAGUGAGACCGGCGAGAUUAUCCUGGCACGAAACUUGCACGAACUUCUCGGAAUUGCUCUCGAGGAGAUUCUGUUACGAAAGUUAUGCUGGGAUAAGGUCCAGGAUGGCUACGCGUCAAUGCUGAAGCGAACCAGCAGUGCUGCUUGCAAAAUAUUUCCAAUUGCAUCUGCUGCCUCCCAUGGCCUGUCUGCUGCUCUGAAGCGGACAGGUGUUCCUGACGUUGAGGUCGAUAACACCAUCAGCGAAUCAGCGAAGGCUUGUGAUAACGAGAACUCUACCGGUAGAACCGAGCAAUCCAAGAUCGCGAUUAUAGGACUGUCUGGAAGAUUCCCUGAUGCCCCGAGCCCCGAGCACUUCUGGGAUCUCCUUUACAAGGGACUUGAUGUCCACCGGGUAGUACCCCCUGAUAGGUGGGAUGUGAAGGCCCAUGUCGACCCUACGGGCAAGAUCAGAAACACCAGCAAGGUACCUUAUGGAUGUUGGAUUGAGGAGCCUGGCUUGUUCGAUCCGCGGUUUUUCAACAUGUCUCCCCGCGAAGCACUUCAAGCAGACCCAGCCCAGCGUCUAGCGCUAGUGACCGCCUACGAAGCCCUUGAGCAGGCUGGCUUUGUACCUGACAGUACUCCUUCAACUCAGAAGGACAGGGUCGGUAUAUUCUAUGGCAUGACUAGUGAUGACUACCGUGAAGUCAACAGCGGUCAGGAUAUUGAUACUUAUUUCAUUCCUGGCGGAAAUCGCGCUUUCACCCCUGGUCGAAUCAAUUACCAUUUCAAGUUCAGCGGUCCUAGCGUGAGCGUCGAUACGGCUUGUUCAUCCAGUUUAGCAGCCAUUCACCUGGCGUGCAACUCUCUUUGGAGAAAUGACUGCGACACUGCCAUUGCAGGCGGCACUAAUGUGUUGACGAAUCCAGACAACUUCGCUGGCUUGGACCGGGGUCAUUUCCUCUCUGCAAAGGGAAACUGCAACACAUUCGAUGACGAAGCAGAUGGCUAUUGUAGAGCGGAUGCGGUAGGCACCGUUGUCCUCAAGCGGUUGGAGGAUGCUCAGGCGGACAAGGAUCCUAUUCUUGGUGUUAUCCUUGGGGCUUACACCAACCACUCCGCUGAGGCAGUGUCAAUGACCCGACCCCAUGUUGGGGCGCAAGCAUUUAUCUUCAAUAAGCUGCUAAACGAAGCGAACGUGAGCCCUCGAGAUGUUGGCUAUAUCGAGAUGCACGGAACAGGCACACAGGCCGGUGACGCAGUCGAGAUGAAAUCGGUACUGGAUAUCUUUGCUCCCGAUUACACACGGGGACCCAGUCAAUCGCUCUAUCUAGGUUCCGCCAAAGCCAAUAUUGGACAUGCGGAAUCAGCCUCCGGUGUGAGCUCGUUGAUCAAAGUACUCUUGAUGUUGAAAGCGAAUACGAUUCCUCCACACUGUGGCAUCAAGACCAAGAUCAACCACAACUUUCCUACCGAUUUCAAAGAGCGCAACGUCCAUAUUGCCUUCAAGCCCACUUCCUGGGAAAGACCUCAGGACGGUAAACGGAGAUUGUUCGUUAAUAACUUCUCUGCUGCCGGUGGUAACACAGCGCUGCUGAUAGAGGAUGCACCUCUUUCUACCGUUUCGGGUGCCCCGGAUUCUCGUUCAACGCAUAUUGUGGCUGUCUCAGCGAGGUCUCAGUCGUCUCUCAGAAAUAACAUCCGGUCCCUUAUGAAAUAUGUCAGCGAAUUGGACGGCCAGAUUGGAGGCGAAAACUUCCUCGGGAAGCUAUCAUACACCACAACUGCUCGCCGUAUACACCAUCAAUUCAGGACUAUGGUCAGCGGAUCUAGCUUGAAGGGCAUUCAAGAGGCACUCUCCUCAGCGGCUUCCCGUGACAGCUUCACACCGAUCCCUGCGUCGACUCCUAGUAUCGGCUUCGUGUUCACGGGUCAAGGAGCGCAAUAUACUGGUAUGGGCCAGCAGCUUUAUAGCAGCUGUUCCCAGUUCCGGGAUAAUAUAGACCGUUUCGACUCUAUUGCACGGAGCCAGGGAUUCCCGUCGAUCGUGCCCUUGAUUGAUGGAAGCGUUCCGGUCGAGGAGAUGAGCCCAGUUGUUACCCAGCUUGGCACAACUUGUUUGCAGAUGGCCAUGACUAGAUACUGGAUGUCAUUGGGAGUGAAGCCCGCCUUUGUGCUUGGUCACAGUCUAGGAAACUAUGCUGCGCUCAAUGCUGCCGGAGUGUUAACAACUAGCGACACAAUAUACCUAAGUGGUCGUCGCGCGCAGUUGCUCCAAGAGAAGUGUCAGGUCGGAACUCACUCAAUGCUUGCUAUCAAAGCAAACCUUGCACAGAUCAAGCCAUUCCUUGACGAUGAUGCUUAUGAAGUAGCUUGCAUCAAUGCUCCAGGAGAGACCGUCAUCAGCGGUCUGAGCGCCAAUAUCGACGUUCUGUCUGAGAAGCUGACUGCGGAGGGGCUGAAGUCAACCAAGCUGAGAGUGCCAUACGCGUUCCACUCUGCUCAAGUGGAGCCCAUCCUAGAGAGCUUGGGAGAGGUCGCGCAAGGUGUUACUUUCCACAAGCCUUCAAUUCCAGUCGUUUCGGCUCUACUUGGCGAAGUGAUCAACGAAGAUAACUGGGAUGCAUUAGGUCCCCGUUAUCUGCAGAGGCACUGCAGAGAGACUGUGAACUUACUUGCUGCGUUGGAAGCCACCAGACACGCAAAACUCAUGAAUGAGAAGACCAUCUGGAUCGAGGUAGGAUCUCACCCUAUCUGCUCUGGAAUGAUCAAGGGAACACUUGGUCCCCAGGCGAACACCGUCGCAUCCCUACGCCGGAAUGAGGAUACUUGGAAGGUCCUCUGCAACAGCCUUUCCGCCAUCUACCUUGCUGGAGUGGAUAUUCAGUGGAAGGAGUACCAUGGGGACUUCACUUCCAGCCAUCAGGUUCUCCAGCUUCCUGCUUAUAGUUGGGAUAACAAGAACUACUAUAUCCCAUACAACAACAAUUUCUGUCUUACAAAGGGUGAUCCUACGGUCGCAAAGAUUGAAGCGGCACCAACCAGCCAGUUUCAUACAACCUCUGUCCAGAAAAUUGUGGAGACUCGAGAUGAGGGUUCUAAGGCUGUUGUGGUCAUGGAAUCCGACCUUUCUGACCCUCUCUUGAACCCCGUCAUUCAAGGGCACAAGGUCAACGGGGCCGCUCUGUGUCCCUCGUCUCUCUACGCUGAUAUCGCCCAGACCCUUGGCGAGUAUUUGAUCGAGAACUAUAAUCCCGCAUUGAGGGGAUCAGGACUUGACGUUUGUGACAUGACGGUGCCAAAGCCUCUGAUCGCCAAGAACUCUGGCCCACAACUAUUCCGUGCUAUGGCCACGGCAGACUGGGAAGAGAGGAAAGCUAAUAUCCAGAUAUAUUCUGUGAAAUCCGAUGGUAAGAAGAUUAUGGAUCACGCAUCAUGUCUCGUCAAAUUCUCCGACACCCAUCUCUGGGAAGCGGACUGGAAACGCCAUUCAUACCUCAUCAAAAGGAGUAUUGAACGACUCCAGAAAAGUGUCGAAGAAGGUCAGAGUCACAGAAUGCAUCGCGGUAUGUUCUAUAAGCUGUUCAGUGCUCUAGUCGACUAUGGCGACAAUUACAAGUCCGUUGAGGAGGUUGUCCUGGAUAGCGAGGAGUACGAGGCUACCGCUCGCGUUAAAUUCCAAGCGAAGAGUGGGAACUUCCAUCGCAACCCUCUCUGGAUUGAUAGCAUCGGCCAUUUGACAGGAUUUGUUAUGAACGCCAACGAUGCUACGGACUCUCAAAGUCAGGUGUACGUGAACCACGGAUGGGAUUUCAUGCGCUGUCUCAAGAAGUUCUCGCCGGACACGACAUAUAGAACAUAUGUGAAGAUGCAGCCUUGGCAGGGCACUAUCUACGCUGGAGACGUUUAUGCCUUCGACGGAGAUGAGAUCGUUGCGGUUUACGGCGGCGUGAAAUUCCAAGGGGUUCCGCGACAGGUGCUGAACACUGUCCUCCCACCUGCUGGGGGGUCUAAGGCCGCUCCAAGAACAACUGCAAGAGCUGUUCCGCCUCCCCCGAUCAAUGUCGAGAAGCCGAAAUCCUCAGUUGAGGCCAAGGCAGUCUCAAAAGCUGUUCCUGGCGACCCUGUAAAGUCAGCAGGACCAAGCGUGCUUGUUCAGGCCUUGAAGAUCCUGGCAGAGGAGAUAGGUGUAUCUGAGGCGGAGCUAUCGGAUGACCUUGUAUUCGCCGAUUACGGCGUUGAUUCUCUUCUGUCAUUGACAAUAACAGGCAAAUUCAGGGAGGAGCUGAACAUGGACUUGGAAUCAUCGACAUUUAUUGACCAUCCGACUGUCAAGGACCUUAAACAGCUUUUGUCCCAAGCAAGUCCAUCUGACAGCAGCGAUUCCUCUGAAGAAUCGCACUACUCCUUCCGUGAUUCCUCCUCAACGGAGCCAUCGACUCCCGGUACUCCAGCAUUCUUCUCGCCCAAGAGAGGGAGUGUAGUCACUAAUGUCGGGGAGAGUGAGACAAUCAAGACUAUUCGCUUGACGCUCUCCGAGGAGAUUGGUGUAUCUCCAGACGAAAUCACGGGGGAUGCUAAUCUGGCUGAAAUGGGCAUGGAUUCGCUCCUUUCCCUGACAGUUCUCGGAAGAUUGCGCGAAACUCUUGACAUCGAGCUUCCUAGUGACUUCUUCAUUGAAAAUCCGACGAUGGAUGCCGUCGAGACUGCUCUUGAUCUCAAGCCCAAGGCAGAACCUAUUCCCUCCGAGCUUCCUGUGCCGAUUCAAACCGCCGCGGGUGAUGAAAUAAACGGAGUUAUCAAGGCUAAUUCAACUCAUCCACCAGCUACUUCCAUCCUGCUCCAGGGAAAUCCUAAGAAGGCAACAAAGACACUGUUCCUUUUCCCCGAUGGCUCUGGAUCGGCUACUUCCUAUGCCACCCUCCCUGCAGUUUCAUCCGACGUCUGCGUAUAUGGACUUAAUUGCCCAUAUAUGAAGAACCCUGAGAACCUCAAGUGCGGCCUUGAUGAGCUUACCAUUCCAUACGUGGCAGAAAUUCGACGUCGGCAACCUAAAGGUCCUUAUAGCUUUGGUGGAUGGUCAGCUGGAGGGAUCUGCGCAUAUGACGCUGCACGCUACCUCAUCCUGGAGGAAGGCGAGAAGGUCGAACGUCUGCUUCUUCUUGACUCACCAUUCCCUAUCGGAUUAGAGAAACUACCUCCACGUCUGUAUAGUUUCUUUAACACCAUCGGCCUCUUCGGUGAAGGGAAAACACCACCUCCCAAGUGGUUGCUUCCUCAUUUCCUUGCCUUUAUCGACUCCCUCGAUGCCUAUAACGCUGUCCCAUUCCCAUUUUCCGACCCCGAACUGGGCGAAAAUAUGCCAAAGACAUAUCUUAUCUGGGCCAAGGAUGGUGUCUGCGGUAAGCCGGGCGAUCCACGACCAGAUCCACCUACCGAUGGCAGUAAGGACCCAAGGGAAAUGCUUUGGCUGCUGAACGACCGAACUGAUAUGGGCCCUAAUGGGUGGGACACACUUGUUGGACCAAAUAAUGUUGCUGCUAUCGAGGCCAUCGAGGGAGCUGAUCACUUUACCAUGAUGAAGGGCGAUAAGGCGGCGAAGCUCUCCGCCUUCAUCGGAAGGGCAAUGGCAAGCUGAACGAGAAAGUCGAUGACGAGAGCCUUUUCCUUUUACUUUCCUUAUUUGUUUCGGUUCCUAUCUCAUACUCGGCGUUCCAGGCUCUAGUUUUUGCUUUCUAUUUGCAGAAUCGGAGUCGACGCAUUUGGUUUUCACACUUUAUAUAACCGCCUCUUAUUUUUUAUCAAGGGCGAAAUAUCUAGCUAUAGCUUUAUAAUAACAGUAAUAUAAUGUCUCUAUAAUCAUACCUGAAUACAACCUCUCCAACAAUAUUCCACAGGGCCUCUCUACAGACAGUAAAACUCCAGCUGCCACCUUGCAUGGUCCCGAGAGAACUGACUUAGCAGGUUAGAGCAUCAGACUACUAUGCCAAAAAUGCCUCGACAUAUAUAGGAUGAUCAUAAAACAUUUCUCAACACCAGCAAAGAACUUUCGAAAGAACGAU
This is a messenger RNA of Paecilomyces variotii, 6965 nucleotides long. Its product is annotated as polyketide synthase module. Bases 14 to 6541 code for a protein of 2175 amino acids. The record is from RefSeq and is a predicted model, not a curated record. Gene Ontology annotation, molecular function: 3-oxoacyl-[acyl-carrier-protein] synthase activity; fatty acid synthase activity; phosphopantetheine binding. Gene Ontology annotation, biological process: fatty acid biosynthetic process. Lineage: Eukaryota; Fungi; Ascomycota; Eurotiomycetes; Eurotiales; Thermoascaceae. The transcript is spliced from 5 exons.